Hyaloscypha bicolor E is the source of this 1351-nucleotide messenger RNA. RefSeq lists its product as uncharacterized. Lineage: Eukaryota; Fungi; Ascomycota; Leotiomycetes; Helotiales; Hyaloscyphaceae. The record is from RefSeq and is a predicted model, not a curated record. The transcript has 4 exons. The coding region runs from base 128 to 1237 and encodes 369 amino acids.
AUACCGCCCGCUACGCCACGCUCCUCGUGCCAUAUGGCAUCCGUGGACCACAAUCAAAUUUGAUCCGUUAUCAACCCAGGGUACCCCAGAUUUUAGCCAAGCUGUCACUUUCCUACCCUAAAUCGCCAUGUACGUCUCUAUACAAACCUUUGAAACAUGGCCCACGCCCAACUAUAUCAAUCCAGAAACGCGAGGAAACAGCGUAAUAUUCAUCCACAGUAUCCUAUACACUCUCGUCGUUGUCGUUGUCGGACUUCGCAUCUUCACGAGGACAAGGAUUUCAAAAUGUUUCGGUGCCGAUGACACUUUUAUUCUCAUUGCCAUGCUACCAACAACAGCCUUCGUAGCCGUGAUGCUCACAGCCCAGCUCAAAUACGACUGGAACCGCCACGCCUGGGACGUUAUCCCCGCGGUGGUAACUGUCGGAGGAAAGCUCGUCCUCAUAACCCAGAUCCUUUUCUCCGUGGCAAGCGCCUGUACCCGACUUUCCAUGCUCUUUUUCACACGGCGAAUUCUCGUAGCUGGCUACGACAAAUUGCAGAAGAUUCUUAUAUUCACGAUGGUGGUUAUGGGUGUAGAUUGCUUGAUCUUUGUUACGAUUGCGGUUUUCCAGUGCAGACCGAUAUCAGCAUACUGGACUCUAUCAUUCGUACCACAACAUUGCAUCAAUGAGAACAUCCACAUCACGAUCCACGGAUCUCUCAAUAUACUCUUCGAUUUUUGCGCCGUGCUCAUCCCAAUCCCCAUAGUUCUGAGCCUGAACCUUCCUCUCAGGCAACGCAUCAUAGUUGCUCUGCUCUUCGGCAUUGGAUUUGUUGUCUGCUUGGCAGGCAUCGUGAGAACGUACUACAUGUAUAAAGCUACAGCAGGUUAUCGCGAUGUUACGUGGGAUGCAUAUCCUGCCUGGCUUGGAACUGCUGUGGAGCUAUACCUCGGGAUCUUCUGCGCUUCGGCACCACCGACGAAACCUUUCUUCGCUCGCUACAUCCCAAAACUGCUCUUCGCGACUCGAAGCCAGAACUUUACAUUCACCACAAGUCAGAACACUUUCACCCCAAUUUGCAGUCUUUCACAGGGCGAUCAGGAAGGGAGUGUGGGGCUGGAGUUCGACCAUCUUUCUAGGAAAGAGAGUGAGAUUCAUAAGACCGUUGAGAUUGAGGUUUCGCAGUCUAGGCUUGAUACUUCGAGGACACCAGACACUUUUUCUACUGGCAGUAUUGAUAAGCCGAUAUGUUGAAGGUGAGCUGCUCAAGGUUAGAGGAUCUCAUUUGAAUCAGGGAAGGGAGGGGUAUCGGAGAAGUUCAGAUUCACCUUUGAUCAACCAUCGUCAUCAAGUUUGCUACAGAAGUCA